AUGUUCAAUCCCGAGAUGAUGCGCAUGGCGCAGGAGAUGAUGAGCCGUAUGACGCCAGAGCAGAUGGCUGAGAUGCAGCGCCAGGCCGCCAGCAUGUCCCCAGACAUGAUGCAGCAGGCCAUGCGAGCGGCGCAGGGGGCAUCCCCCGAGGACAUUCGUCGUGCGCAGGCCGCGGCCGCCGCACAGACGCCCGAGAGCCUGCUGCAGCAGGCACAGACCGCGAUCCCCCAGCUCUCCGCGCGCGAGAAGAUGGUGCUGAGCGCGUCGGAGACCCUGAAGCAGGACGGCAACGCCCUGCACCGAGCUGGGAAGUACGAAGCGGCGGCCGAGAAGUAUGCCCGCGCGGUGAACAAUCUCACUGGCAGGACCGACGCUGCGGCCGUCAGCCUGCGACUGGGGUGCCAGAAUAAUCUGGGCAGCUGCCACCUGGCGCUGGGGCGAUGGAGCGAGGCGCGCGCCGACUGCGACGCCGUGCUGGCCGCCGACCCCGCCAACCGCAAGGCCCUGUACCGCCGGGGUCAAGCCCUGCUGGCCCUGCAGCUCCCCGAGCUGGCGGUGCGGGACCUGGCGGCCGCCCUGGGCCUUGCGGAGGGCGAUGACCGGGACGUGAUCGCCGCCAAGCUGGCGGAGGCGCGGAAGCUGGCGGAGGAUAAGGCGCCGGCGGCGCAGGCGCCGCGAGGGGGGGUGGAGGUGGAGGACGCUCCCCCGACCGAGCUGCGCGGCGUCGAGGCCGGGCAGCCGCGGAGGGUUGGGGACGUGGUCAUUGAGGAGGACCCCCGCGCCAUGGCGAGCAUGCUGCGCUCCAUGGACCCCAGCCUGCUCCAGAGCAUGGCCGGCAGCGGGGGCCUGCCCCCUGGGACCCAGGUGCACAUUCAGGUGGCCGUCAGUGACAGCACCUUUGACCCCGCGGCGCUGCUGUCGGGGGACAUGGUCAGCAAGCUGACGGACCCAGCCACGCUGAAGACCAUGCAGAAGAUGCUCAAGGCCAUGCCGCCCGAGACGCUGCAGCAGAUCGGGCGGCAGGCGGGGGUCAACAUCAGCCCCGAGAUGGUACACAGGCUGGGUAAUGUGAGCGAGAAGACGCUGGAGCGCAUUGCCCGCGCCAGCAGCAUCCUGCUCCGUUGCGCGGCCGUGGCAAAGCGGUGCUGGGCCCUGCUGCGCAGCCAAGCGGCGCUCGUCUUCGCCAUCGCGCUCCUCCUCCUCGCCAUUUUCCUGCGAUGGAGGGGCUGGGCCGCAGCCCAGCGUGCGGUCACCUUCCAGCGGCAGGGUACCCUGGCCUGCGGGGCUGGCCUCCUGGUGCUUCCCCUGCCCAAGGACCGCCUGGAGGAUGCAGCCACCCUGCUGAACGACAGCUUUGCCGAGUCCCUGGGCUACAUAUCGAUGUACAGGUCCUACCUGCAGUCCCAGAUAAGGCAGUACCUGCGCCAGCACCUCCCGCUGCUGCCCAAGACGGUCAUCCUGGCAGCCUUCAGGGUGGGUGAUGAGCAGGGCGCGGAGCUUGCUGUGGAGGGCUCAGGAGAUGCCGAGGGGGAGGAGGAACAUCUCGACCAUGAACCCGAGUGCGAGCUCGUCGGCAUCGUGGAGCUGUCCUUUUCGGCCUCCACUCGGACCAAAGCACUAACGCUGAACCCUCCCCCGGAGCACGCCUACCUGUCCAACAUGGCCGUCAGCCAGACCAUGCGGAGGCAGGGCAUCGGCAGCUUCCUCCUGUCUUCGGCGGAGGAGCUGGCCCAGACAAUGGGCCACACCCAUGUCUACCUCCAUUCCAGGGUGGACGAUGCGGUGGGGGUGCGCAUGUACAGCCGCGCCGGGUACGAGACAGUGUCCCAGGAUUCUGGCAUGGUGCGGCUCAUCGGCGUGGACCCGCGAUACCUCAUGAGCAAGCCCUGCGGCAGCCGGGGCGCCCUCGCCGAGCUCGCGGCAAUGUGA
Auxenochlorella protothecoides is the source of this 1929-nucleotide messenger RNA. RefSeq names its product Peptidyl-prolyl cis-trans isomerase D. The record is from RefSeq and is a predicted model, not a curated record. NCBI's taxonomy places the organism in Eukaryota, Viridiplantae, Chlorophyta, Trebouxiophyceae, Chlorellales, Chlorellaceae. Gene Ontology annotation, molecular function: protein binding; acyltransferase activity, transferring groups other than amino-acyl groups. The transcript has 10 exons. Bases 1 to 1929 code for a protein of 642 amino acids.